This is a messenger RNA of Oikopleura dioica, 513 nucleotides long. The record is from the annotation of a GenBank genome assembly. Lineage: Eukaryota; Metazoa; Chordata; Appendicularia; Copelata; Oikopleuridae.
AUGUCUGAAGGGACGAGUAUGGUGACUAUGCGAAAAGACGUUGCAGGGGGAAUCGUGAAGGUGCUUACCCAAAACAAACAAGGCAAAGCGGUGGAGUUCAGCAAAACGGGCCUCGAACCGAUGUACUAUUCGCUCUGCGUGCUCAAUUCUUUCUCGAUGAAGAGGAAUAUGAUCGAAAUGGCGAUCGAAAUCAAGUCGGAUAGAUGCACGGGCUCGGCAAUUUGGUUCAUAGCUAUGUGUUUAAAAACAAACGAAGAAAAUUUAUCCGACUCGGAAGACGAGACAGAAACCUUCCUCAGCCUUCUCAAGAAUUUCAAAAUCAAAUGGCUUGAAUGCUUCAAAAUCAUUCUAGCAUCGAGAGCGAAGCAUGGAUACGAUGAGCACUUGGUUCAACAAAAUGCAGAGUACAUUGAUAAUUUCAGCAUUAUUCAGAGCAUUUUGCUGAUAAUCAUUCCAUUCAUUCAAGUUUAUGUUUUGAAGAAGAUGUUUGUGGAGAAGACAGUGCGAGUUUAA